Molecule: messenger RNA, 906 nt
Organism: Mytilus trossulus (common blue mussel)
Lineage: Eukaryota; Metazoa; Mollusca; Bivalvia; Mytilida; Mytilidae
Exons: 4
Coding region: 46-801 (251 amino acids)
Source: RefSeq, a predicted model, not a curated record
CCUUUAACAUUUCUAUCUGGAUAGGCAAAAAGGAAACUUACAAAUAUGCUGUCUAUAUCAUUUCUAGUGAUUGGAUAUGCAUUUGGAUUAGCAGUUGGCGAUGGCUACCCUGGUGUGACCUACAUUGAGUUUGGUCCUCCACCAAGUCCACCUAGUCCACCUAGUUCCGGCGGAUACCAUUCACCACCAAGCUCGUCUUCAAAUUAUGGUAUACCUCCGCCACCACCUAAUACCCCUGCAGGGUAUGGUCUUCCAGCACCUGAGCCACCUAGUCCCCCUGUAGGAUAUGUUCUUCCACGAGGGCCUCCAAGUUUGCCUUCAGGAUAUGUAGCCCCGCGUGUGCCACCAAGUCAGCCUUCAGGAUAUGUGGCGCCGCGAGUGCCACCAAGUCAGCCUUCUGGUUAUGUUGCGCCACGAGUUCCACCAAGUCAGCCUUCAGGAUAUGUUCCCCCACGAGUGCCACCAAGUCAGCCUUCAGGAUAUGUUCCCCCACGAGUUCCACCAAGUCAGCCGUCAGGGUAUGUCCCCCCUCGAGUGCCACCAAGUCCGCCAGCAGGGUAUAUUCCUCCUCAUUUUGCCCUACCAAGCAAUGGACAACAAUCAUCAAGUGAUACGUCAUCUUCCGACUCCGGUAUAGGUGGAUCAUUUAUGAAUCAUCCUAUGCUAAAUAAUUAUCCAUACUCUGACAACCUACCUCCAGUUGAUUUUGACAUCCCUGAGCCUGCCGAUUAUAUAAUGCCACCAAGAAGGAAGUACCUUGGAGGAUCUGGCGGAAGAAGGAAAAGCGUGCCAUCCUAUUAAUAAAGAUGAGUUUUGAAAAUUUAAAAAAAAUAAUCUAGGUUUCAUAAAGAUGUGUUUUGGAUUUCGUUUGUAUUGUUUGUCGUCGUUAGCAUUUUAAAAAGGGAA